ACCUCGCGGCCCCCAAGCGCUGACCCGAGCGGGCUGCGGUCACCACUGGGUUAAGGUUCCCGGCGGGGGCGGGGCGGGGCGGGGCGGGGCGGGGGGCCGGGCGGGGAGCCAAUCGGUGUCGCCGAGUCCCGGGGCCGCGAGCCGGGAGCGCUGAGUCGCGAGCGGUGAGCCCAGCGCGCCGGGCUGGGGCCGGGCCGGAGCGCAGCGGAGAAGGAGCGCUCCCGCCCCAGCCCCGAGUCCCGCCGCGUCCCCCCAGCCGCAGCCGCCGCCGCCGCCGCCCCAGCCAUGGAGCCCGACAACAGCCCGCGCAAGAUCCAGUUCACCGUCCCGCUGCUGGAGCCGCACCUUGACCCCGAGGCGGCGGAGCAGAUUCGGAGGCGCCGCCCCACCCCUGCCACCCUUGUGCUGACCAGUGACCAGUCAUCCCCAGAGAUAGAUGAAGACAGGAUCCCCAACCCACUUCUCAAGACCACUCUGACUAUGUCUCCACGGCAGCGGAAGAAGGUGACGAGGACCACACCCACAAUGAAAGAGCUUCAGAUGAUGGUUGAACAUCACCUGGGGCAACAGCAGCAGGAAGAAGAGCCCGAGGGAGCAUCCAGCAGCACAGGGACCCAGGAGUCCUUCCCACCUGAGACCACAGAAGUGGAGCCAAGGCUGGGCGCAUCUGGGAAAGCACAAAGUGCCAGCCCAGAGGCCUGAAGCAACUUACUUAGCCUCCGUCUACAAAAUGACCAUGAUGGUGCCGAGUUCGCUGGGCUGUUUAUGAAAAUUGAAUGAGACUGGUUCUUAGCCCAGCAGCCGACGCAUACAAAGUAUGCAAUAAAAAGGAACUACUGCCCGUGGUCUUACUACCUGUCUAGGGUCCGUUAUCCCAGAUGUAUCCCAGAACUCAGUGUUUCUCUAAUUGGAUGAAGGUAACACAGUGUAUGUACUGUAUAUUACUUCAUGCCCCCAGCAGAGCACCCUGUAAUCAAACGCAUUAAUAUUCCUGCAGUGAAACGAAUGGGCCCACUAAAUGGGCUAAGUAAAGACUAGAAAGAGCCUCAUAUAAACUCAAGUCAUAUAAACACA
Messenger RNA from Erinaceus europaeus (western European hedgehog), 1074 nucleotides. It is a transcript of the gene PPP1R1A, whose product is annotated as protein phosphatase 1 regulatory inhibitor subunit 1A. The record is from RefSeq and is a predicted model, not a curated record. Bases 286 to 702 code for a protein of 138 amino acids. Gene Ontology annotation, biological process: intracellular signal transduction. Gene Ontology annotation, molecular function: protein phosphatase inhibitor activity. Lineage: Eukaryota; Metazoa; Chordata; Mammalia; Eulipotyphla; Erinaceidae. Gene Ontology annotation, cellular component: cytoplasm. The transcript has 6 exons.